Messenger RNA from Perca fluviatilis (European perch), 3226 nucleotides. RefSeq names its product coiled-coil domain containing 40 (gene ccdc40). NCBI's taxonomy places the organism in Eukaryota, Metazoa, Chordata, Actinopteri, Perciformes, Percidae. Gene Ontology annotation, biological process: heart looping; axoneme assembly; epithelial cilium movement involved in determination of left/right asymmetry. The record is from RefSeq and is a predicted model, not a curated record. Gene Ontology annotation, cellular component: cilium; cytoplasm. The transcript is spliced from 19 exons. Bases 269 to 3226 code for a protein of 985 amino acids.
AGACGUGGCGAAGUCAAAGGACGUGCCUCGUGGCCCGCCUUAUUCUGUCUUAUUCUGCUUCUGAUUGGCUUACCCUAACCCUAACCCAGAGUGAUAUCUCUAUGGCUCUGCCCUAACCUAUCCCCACUCCCCAUACCUAAACCCAAGCCUUAACCUGACUACGUCGACCUUUCCAGCAGAUCCGAUACCCUGCACCCCUCCUCCUCCGACGGAUGUUUACGGUUGCCUAGCAACGUUAGUGCGCUGGUUUGUCAGCUACGGUGGUCCAAUGCAGAGUGCUGAAGGUGAGGAAGGCGGGGAGGAGGUAAGGGAGGAAAGCUCCAGUCCCACUGAGACAGACAGCAAGCUGCAGGAUGGAAGGGACACAGCAUCACAGGACUGUGAAGCGACUGUUGAACAGUGUGGCUCACAGAAUCAGUCAGAGCCAGAGCCUGAUGACCCCACCCCCCAGCUUCACCUGGACCACAGUGGCGACGACUACUCCCCUUCAUCCACUAAUUCAGUGCAAGCAAAUGUUGCUCAGGUGCCGUUGACACUUCACCUGCCCAACCUUAACACAUCAGAAGACAUGGAGGAUGAGGAGCCACUGCCGGAGGCCCAGGAGGAGGAAGAGGAGGACGAGUUUGUUGUUCUGGACUCUGAACAUCCCCUGGUCAGAAGGCAACAAGCUGCUCUAAACAGCCAGCUCAGCAAACAGCUGGAGCGGAUCAACCUGGGACUGAAGGAAAAGCUGGCAAUGGAGAAGGACGAUGCCAACUACAUACUGGAGAUAGGUGUUGAGAUGUACAGGAUUCAGGAGCAGCUGGCCAGACUCCAGACCAGACUGGAUGACCGUCAUCAAGCCAGUGCACAGGCUGAAGGCAAACAUCAACAGGCCCAGGAUCAGCUGGAGGCAAUGAAGAGCCAGUAUUCCUGUAUUACCAGCCAAAACGUCAAAGCCAAAGCCAAUGUGUCGCAGUUACAGGCGGAGAUGGACAAUUUGAUGCUGAAUCUCGUCUUCACACAAGGAGUCAGUGAAGAUCUGCAAUCUAAUGUCAAAGCCAUGAAGAAUGCCAGACGCAAAGCGGGAGCUGAGAAGACGCAGGCCGAAGACCAGAAAUUGAAGCAGGACAUGUAUGUGGAGCGUCUAACAAAGGAAAUGGAGAGGCUGACACAGCAGAUAGCCAUGUACGAGGCCCAAGCCAAAGCUCAAGCAGGGGAGACACAGGCAGCCAAAGAGGCUCUCUCUGAGGCUGAGAUGGAACUGCAGUAUCUGGAGAUGUCGCGUAAACAGCUGCUGCAUCAGUGGAGCGGCAGCCUGGUGGGCAUGAGGAAACGGGACGAGGCCUUCAGUGCGAUGCAGGAGGCGGUGCGUACCAUCGAGCAUCAGGUGAUCUUGCUGGACAGAGAGAUCGAAGGUUACAAGAGAUUCAUUGCUGAAGAGCAAGAGCAAAAUGAGACACUAACUAUGCAGCUGAACUGGUCCCAGAUGGACAGUGCCACCUCCAAAAGGCUGAUCAGCCAGAAGCAGGCCCAGCAAGAGGCUCAGCAGGCCCACUACAGCACCUCCCUCCGCACUCUGAGGGAGACGGAGCGCACCCUGGCCAGGCUCUCUAAGGAAACCAGCACCCACCAGGUUGAAGUGAACGAUCAGAGGAGGCAGCUGGAGAAAGAGAGUGCUGUGCGUCUGGAGUUGGAGGACAAGAUCAUGACCUACAUCCAGCACAAGCUCACUCACAACAAGGCUGCCAAGUACUCCCAACGGCUCACCAGCAGGAUAGCCACGCUUAAGAAGGAUAAGAUGUCUCAGUUGUGGCAACUGGAGAAUGCUGUAGUGACGGUGGGACUGGAGAGCAGCGAGGUCGGCCAACAUCUGGACAGCCUGGCCAUCACCCAGGAGGCCCUGGAUGAGGAGAUCACAAAGUACAACAAGUUAUUGGCAACCAACCAGAAUAAGAUCUCUUCCUUUACUACUCUGAUCGGGCAGAAGCAGGCCACCAUUGCCAACUAUAACAAAAAGCUCUAUGAAAUUGCAGCCAGCACUGGGUCUGAGGACCUGAGUCCUUUGCAAAUCAAUGUAGAGGCGUUAAAGGCUCAGAUCGAGGAGCUGGCAGCGAAUAUCAAGAGUGACCAGCAGCUCUGGAUGAAACGGCAGGGGACUCUGGUAGGGCUGACCCGGGAGAUAGAAGCCAACAGCAAGAACAUGCUCAAACUGCAGACAGAGUACACUGGCAUGCAGCAGAAGAAAAUACGCUUGGAGAGUCAGAUUGAGUUAGAGCACCGUGAGGAGGCGGAGCUGGAAAAGAAUGCCAAGAUGUUGAGCGGAGACCUGCUGAAGCUCAACACCCUGCUGAGCAAGAACGGACAGCUCAGCCAGGCGCUAGAGCAGCAGAACGCACUCAUAGAGACAGACUUCCUUCACAAACUCAAGGAGGCAGAGCGGGAGACUGUCCACAUGCAGAUGAAACACGAGAAGACCCAAGAGGAAAAAGAGAGACUCCUCAACAGUCUGGUGGAGGCGGAGCGGCAGAUUAUGCUGUGGGAGAAGAAGACCCAGCUUAUAAAAGAGACUCGUUCAGUUGUGGACUCAGAGGUGGGCCAGAGAGACAUCCAGAUGAUGAAGGCUGAGAUACACCGAAUGGAGGUGCGACUCACCCAGCUGAUGAAGCAGCAGGAGCGACUGCUGAGGGAGAGUGAAGCAACGGUGGUGAGGCGGGAGACCAUCGUCCUGCGCAGGGAGGCCAUGGCUCACGGCUCCCACAGACAGACUACAAAGGGCGAGCUGAGCCGCGUCACACAGGCCCUGCAGCGCAAGAUCCAGGACACACACAAGCAUGUGGUAGAGUGUGAGCAGGUGAUCAGGGAGCUACAGGAGAGCCAGGUGAGUCUGAGCGACAGGCUUGCGCAGCAAAAGCAGCAGCUGAUAGAACUCUGCGGCACCAGCUAUGUCCUUGACCCUGAGAUCGGAAAUCUCCAGGACACCAAAGACAGGAACCUCGCCCACCUAGUGGUUCUACAGAGCCGCACCAAGAAGCUGCAGGGGGUAUGUGAGGGCAGCUACCAAGCCUUGUCCACCGGCGAAUCCGUUGAAGCCACUCUGCAGAGUCAUACGGAGCGCGUGCACACUACCAGCACCAUCCUGCACCGCGUGUGUGAAGAGUUCCCUGAGCACCAGGGGGCACUCCGCAGGCUGUCGCUAGCACUGGCAACACGCACACAGGCCCAGGAGCAGAUGUCCCGAGAGUGA